This is a messenger RNA of Paramuricea clavata, 4772 nucleotides long. NCBI's taxonomy places the organism in Eukaryota, Metazoa, Cnidaria, Anthozoa, Malacalcyonacea, Plexauridae. The record is from the annotation of a GenBank genome assembly.
AUGCACAGUUUCUAUUCCAAUUUCUUAGACACAUUCCUGGAAGUUAUAACGAAGGCACAUCGGACUCCGGUAGAAAAAUUUGAAUUUCCACUAACCUCAAAUCAGGAUUAUGGUUGGAAUACUCGACCUUUGGUAAGGAAUGGAUAUAUAUUAUUUGUAAAUUGUAUACAUUGUGUUUCCAAACUGCUGGCACUGGGUAUGGAUUUUAGUUGGGAAUAUGGAAAUCCAAUUUCAAUCUGUUCAUUUGUUAAGGUAUUUUUGGUUGCGUUCAUAGGUAUAUACAGUAUUCGGCUACGUUUACACUGACUGUACCGGAUAGUUUUUUGGAGCGACGUGAAAAAAUAUCUAUCCGUUAAUUCCGUUUCCCUUUUAGGAACGUUAUUUUCAGUGAAAUUAUUGCAAAAGAGAUGUUGUUUUGUUCAGGUUCGGAAAAGGCCGUUUUCCACUUCAAGCGUAUCGUACCGCGUAACGUAGCGAAAACGUUUUUAAAUUUCAAAAUUUCGUGAAGAUUGAUUGGUUAGUACUUCCGUAGUACGCCAAAAAGUUGACUUGCGACGAACUUUUUAUUUUGAUACGCGAAUACACCCGGAAGUACGUGGAUUUAUAGACCUCUUUUCAAUCUGCGCAUGCUCACCGAUACGUUACGGUACGGGCGACGUGGAAAACCGCCUAAAGUUGUACAUUCCGUAUCGGAUACCAUGGAUAAUAAAAUAAAUGGAUAGGACUCUAGCUGACGUAAGUAAAAACAACCUGGUUGCAAUCUGUGACGUCACACGUAUUGCAAAGUUCUCGGCAUUUUUGUUGUUUCGCUAUACUUUCCGCUUUAAUAAAAGAGUAAUAUUGAAGCAUAAACUGGUCUAAUUGUUUUAAAAACAUGCCUAAGCCACGACAAAGUAUUCAAGGUAAAUCUUUUUCGUCUUUGUUUUGUAUUUUUUUACAUUAAAUUUUGUAGCUACGAAAUUGACGAUGUAUUUUUCACUGUUUAGUGCUUGAAAUAUUUGCUAAAAUUGACUGGGAAUACUUAGAGAUUUCAUCGUAGAAUGGCGUAGUCAUAUUUAUUUGCUCUUUGACUAAAAUGUUUAGCUGUAUUAUUGCUAAACAUGCCGUUUUUGAGAAUUUGGUUUGCAACUAGGUUUUAACAUCCAACCACGCCAUCAGCCCAUUGAAAACAUUAGUUUCCUAUCCAUUUAUUUUAUUAUCCAUGCGGAUACUAAGGUGCUUUCGCGUCGCUAUACGGGAAGCUAACCGGUACAGUGUAAACGUAGCAUUAUAGAUGCGUGGACCGUAAGGAAAAUGGGAAACACUGUUUCAAUUGAUAGAUAUAGGGGCAGAGAAGUGACGAUUUUACUCGAAUACCGGGAAAAGGAAGAUUUGAUUGAUCUUCCAAGGUUCUCAAGCAUAUACAGUAAUAAUGUCGCAACAGGGUGAGGGUAAUAAGGACUGGAGCUGACUUGUACCCACUCCCUGAAUGAGGAUUGAUCAUUCCUCCAUGAUGGAAUGAUUAAGCCUUAUCAAACAGGUGGGCAAUUUGUCUGCGCAUGCGCGAAGAAAAUCAAUAUGGCGAAAUAUAUUAGGAGUGUUUCGUGAAUUUAUCUGGUUUUAAGCUGAUAAAACAACAUUUUAAUGAACGCAAACUUUGUAAUAUUUAGUGGAAAACAUUAAGCUAUGCAUUCCAAAGGUUUUUAAUUGAAAAUAAGUACAGGCAAGGUCAUUUUUUUGCAAAAAUGUAAUCUAUUAUUUUACCCAUCAUUUGUUUAAUCUGAACAGAAAUAGAUAGAACACUUGGCUAUAUAAGUUACAAAGGUAUUGUUAGCUGAUCUAAAAAAAAUUCAGUAUUCCUGGUACACAUUUUAACAAAGAAUAAAAUGUAAUUUCAAAAAUUAAAUAUGCAUAUCAAAAACAAUAGUUUUUAUUAGAACAACAUAUAAUAAGUUGUUAUUUUCUAUUUUUACAAAAACAAGUUUGGAAACAGGAUUUAGCCCUCCAGCUUGAUGUCAUAUUCCAUUUAUUUGGAUAUUUCAAUAAAGAAUGUGAAAUAAUAAUUCAAUCUUGUGCAAAAUUUGAUACCAACACACAUGUAAACAGAUAUUAUCACCUAAAAAUAAAAUAAAACAGAACUUAAAUUUAUCAUCUAAUGCUAUGAAAAAAAUCUUAGAUACUACAGGCAUAUAGUGAGCACAAUUCUUUGACAAGCUCACUAAAAUAAGUUAAGUUAUGCUAUGAUAAGAGCAGUGAUGUUUUCCAGGGGGAACGCCGUCCCCCCACCUUUUUUACCAGGGGAACGGCGUCCCCCCUGCCAAAAUCAAACAUGGGGGAACGGCGUUCCCCCUGGCAGGGAUUAAAUAUGAGUGAAAUUCAGUGAACGCUGUUCGACACCGUCCAAAUAAUUUUGGCUAUCACUUGUACAGUCAGUACAGACGUUGUACUACAUACGUGAUAUUUUUGACAAUAAUUGCUCCGCAGUCCUACGUAGAAAUACUUCAGAAUGUAAUUUUGUCACUAUUUUAAUCUCCCUGGAACUUGAUAUACUUGCAGAAAAUUCUAGCAGACUAGCUUGAUAUAACUACUUAUUGUCACAAGUGUGGAUAACGUCAGGCAGCAGCCCAGCAGGAUAUAAUUACUCUAGUCUUUCGCGCAAUCGCGAAAUUAAUUAAACAUUAAAAUGAUCAAUUGGAACAUAAAAUGAUUCAAUAAGAACAUUAACAUGAUUAAAUGGGAAAAAUUCAAGGAUAUUUAUUAUCUAAGCUUAUUUAGUUACUCGCAAAAAUGUCAUAUUUAACUUGCAAAGUUGCCUGCUUGCCGAGUUGCCGCAUACUCAGUGCUCGCAUAGCGCUAAUUGCAUCGUCGAAAUUCGAAAAACAACGUAGUUUUAUUUACUUUUUGGCAUCUACUGCGAGCAAGCUAGGUGUUUUUUAGGUAUCAUGUUCUACUAAAUCCACUUCAAAGAUUAAGCUAUUACGAGUAUGUACUUGUUCGCUAUGACCGUGCAUGAGGCCACGCCCAAUCGAGUGACCACGCCCAUUUGAUUUUCAAGAGCGUCCCCCCACUUCUAAAAUUAGGAAAACAUCGCUGGAUAAGAGGGUGGCAAUAUAUGACAACAUCAAAUGUCACCAUAUUCAGUGUCCAAAAAAAGUGCCGCGCGCAUUUUUCAUGGUCGCAUAACUGGUAUUGCCACAAACCCAGGUAAAAAAGCAAUUAGAAAAACCUGGUUUUGGGUGAUGAGCAUAGUCAAAUUCUUGACUUAUACAACUUUCUAAGUUUUUCCAGGUAAACAGAUUCAACAUUGAAAUAAGCCCCAUUCGGAACCUCAUAGAAACCAAAAUAUUGUGUAUGGACCAGAUUUUCUGUGAUUUACAUGACACUAGUUAUAAUUUAAGGGUCAACCAGUAUUGUUCAAGACAUAUCUUCCUUCCAGAACACCUUUUCAAAAUACUAACCCAAACAUGUCAAAAAUAGUGCACAUUUACAAGGGCAAUUUCAACCCUUUGGCACAUUUUUCCCAUGAAUGAUUUUAAUUCUAAUAAAAAGACUACAGAUAAAGCUUUGAUUUAAAGCUAGUUUCAAGUGAUGAGCAUACCCUAAUUUUUAAGCUAAACCUCAAGGAAGAUAGGUCAUUUCAACAUAAACAUUGAAAUAUGGGUAUACUGACAGCUCUGUCACACUUGUAGUUUGGCAUUAACAGCCCUUCUGAAACAUUUUAAUGAAAAUAUAAUUCACAAAAUUCACACUUUCACUUACUUCUUAACAUCUGUUUUAUCCAACUAGCUCUGUAGGCACGAGCAAAAUCUAGUGUUGAUGUAAAUAUCCAUUUAGUUCAUGCGGUUUCCCAGGUGAAAAUAUAGUCUAUUCCAAAGCUGGAUUUCGACAUACUUUAGCUUUUCAGAAACCGUUGGCCUUCCUCAGUAAGAUUAUCAACUGUUUCACAAACAUAUUUGAUAGUAAACAGCUAAAAUAUUCUCUGAAAGUCUGUAUUUUUCACUCUUCGACGCGAAAAUGGCAACUCGAGAAGAAAUGAGCCGCUAUUUUUGGUCAGCGUCGACAAAUUGCCCACCUGUUGCCUUAUCACACUCUUCAGUCCACUGAUUUCUAUAUGUACUAUUAUGUAUAAUUUACAGCCUUGGCGACUGGGUACGAGUCCGGGAGUGCAGUGCAUUUGUAAAAAAUUGUGAAAUAUCCGUACGGAUCUGACCCUAUAUAGCCUUAGGAAAAUAUCAAUCAGCUUAUUAGUUUUAAAACAGGGUUCAAGUCAACAUUUAAUAACCCUAAAUAAAUUGUACCGUGCCUUAUCUAAGCCGUGCAUGUUUUAUUCAUACACCACACCCGAACCUGCUUACCGUAGUAAACGUACAAACGUGCUUACCGCUGUGAACGUACAAACUUCGUGCCAAUGCAUGACGUGUUUUAUGUGUUUUCCAUAGAUUGAUGGACAGCGUACAGAUCCCAGAUUACAUCACCCAAGACAAAAUUCUGAAGUGACUAAGUACAUGGACGUGGCAUGGAGAGUGAAAGAACAAUCAGAAAAUAUGAAUUAAAGAUAACUGAAUUAUCCUAACUAAAAUAACGCAUCAUUUGUAUUUUAUUAAUUUUGCUAUUUAAUUUAAUUAGUAUUCUUCCAAUUUGGACGCUAUAUAAUUUAAUUAUAAUGCAUCAUUGAUAUUUGGCAAAAUGACUUGUCAAUUAGCAUGAUCGACACGCACACUCUGUAUAUAUAAAGCACGAUGUAUUUAUGUUUGGUGUCGUAUAAUGAAAUUUAGAUUAUCAUACUAUGUAAU